AAGCACGUACUUCAGCUGUUCAAGUCGGUGCGGCAUGUGACAUUCCGCUAUGGGCUGCUCAGAAGGCCGGCAGAGCGCCAAUGACACCUCGGGAGGAUUCAGGGCGCAGCACUUUGUGACGCAUGCCCUGUUGCCUGCCGAGGGCCUCGUGCGACAGCUGCACACGGUGGAAGAAGGACCUGGAGGACAUGGCGAUGCUGAGGCCCUCUAUUCGGACUUAACGGCUGCUGUGUGCUCAUACGUGCUCACCCACUGCACUGUUCAGGCGGACAUUUGCGACUUGAAGGGCUCGGAGAAGGGCUUGGAGGUCACUUUCAACGGCGUCCUGAUUUUCCCCCCCGACAAUCUGGAAGAGAUGAAAAGCAACGGCCGGCUCUUCAUGCACAGUCACGCUCGCAAGCCGCACAAGCUGUUUCACAAAAGGAAGCAUGAGGCUCCUCAGGCCGCCCAGGGGCCCAUUAGCUCCACGCUCAAAGCAAGAAUUGCGGCAGCUGAAAGAGAUGAGUCCAGGUAUGUCCUGCACGUGAAGAUCUCUUCGGUGAUCAGAAAUGAGAUUUACACUCGACGGACACAGGUGACCAAACAGAACUCCAACGGAUCGAACGGGACCGGGACGGAAGAUCCCCAAACGAGUCGACCGGCGGACUUCCUGGACCCGGCCACCUGGGGCAACCUCUUCAAGGGGCAAAGCAGAAGCAGCGAGACGAUUAAGGAAAAGGAGCGCAAGGAUAGCCUGCAGGUGAAGUGCGACACCAUCGCCGUGAAUCAGCAGAUGCCAGGGACGGGUUGGCGACGGAAGACAUUCGGACAGUUUGAUGGAGGCUUGGAGAUGCCAUGGCUGCUUCCUGGCUCCCGGUGGAUGACGUGCUGGAGGCAAUCCAACACGACCUCAAUGAGAAGAUGCAACUUGUGAAUUGCGACUUGACCAGAUGAGCUGACUCCGUGGCAGAUUGAAGGUCCGAUGUGACCAUCGUGCGGAUGCUUUACAUCAUCAUUUAAUAUCCGCGCCGCAGUGCACGACGUUGCACUUUCAGUUGAGCUAAAUUAAUGCAGCUUCGCGUGGUGCGUCCUCGGGCCAAGACCGUGAGAAAGC
This is a messenger RNA of Effrenium voratum, 1093 nucleotides long. The record is from the annotation of a GenBank genome assembly. Lineage: Eukaryota; Dinophyceae; Suessiales; Symbiodiniaceae.